This is a messenger RNA of Rosa rugosa (rugosa rose), 2175 nucleotides long. Its product is annotated as guanine nucleotide-binding protein subunit gamma 3-like. The record is from RefSeq and is a predicted model, not a curated record. The coding region runs from base 813 to 1592 and encodes 259 amino acids. Gene Ontology annotation, biological process: G protein-coupled receptor signaling pathway. Lineage: Eukaryota; Viridiplantae; Streptophyta; Magnoliopsida; Rosales; Rosaceae. The transcript is spliced from 5 exons.
UUUAAGACAGACAGAGAGAGAGAGAGAGAGAGAGAGAUGAAAAUUUUAAAUAAAGGCUCUGCCUUUUUCCUUUCUAUAAUGGUUAAAAACUCCAAACCCUCACUCAAACUCGAUCAAAAUUUCUCAACUUUGCCCAAAUGGGAUCGUACACAACAGUCCCUAGUUGCAGUUGCAGCCUUUUUUCACAGCCGUCUUUACUGUUACCUCCUCCAUUAUUAUCCUUAUUGAAAUGCAAACUAUUAUUAUUACUACUGCUACUAGUACCAACCAUGCACAAAGAUACUACUAGCUCUAUUUAAGUCUGUGACACAAUUUCAAUAAUGACGCUCUUUUCAGCCUCAUUAUAAAGUAUAAACCCUUACCCUCCUCUCUCUCUCUCUCUCUCUCUUUGUUUACCGUUUAAACCUCUCCCCCAUUAAACCCUUCUUCUGCAAAACUGUACAAUACAGAGAGUUUUUCUUUUUUCUAUUUCAUUUUCUGGGUCGUAAUUAUCCCUGUCAGAGACUGUAAUUACUGCUCUACCACAGACCUUUUGUGUAUACCAUUUCACACCUACCUUCAUUUGCCGCUUCUUAGUUUUUCUUACUUACCAUUUACUUCUCUCUCUCUCUCUCUCUCUCUCUCUGCUGCUCUGUUUCAACCUUUCAACGGUAGCAGUAGCAGUAGCCGUAGCCCCAUUACUGAUUACUGAGUUUCUCUGAAACUUUUUCACCUUCAUUGCUUCUUUUGUGAACUGGGUUUUGGUGGUUCAGGAAUUGGGUCUUGGGUCUUUUUGGGCAAGUCUUGUUGGCCUGAAAUUUGUCUGACCCCAAAUGGCAGCUCAGUCUGGUUGUUCUGCUCCGGUUGUGCCUUCUCUGCCGCCGCCAACUCCAAAGUCGCCGCCCCAGUACCCGGAUUUGUAUGGCAAGCGCAGAGAAACCGCCAGGGUUCAGAUGCUUGAGAGGGAAAUUGGGUUUCUUGAGGAGGAACUAAAAUCUGUUGAACGCCUUCAACCUGCUUCCCGAUGCUGCAAAGAGAUUGCUGAUUUUGUGACUGCGAAUCCAGAUCCGUUAAUACCUACAAAUCGAAAGAAACGACGAUCCUGUCGCUUUUGGAAAUGGCUCUGUGGAAUGCCCUGUUUUAGCUUGUCAUCGAUUUGCUGUUGCUGCUGUUGUGAUGGGUGCUCUCUUCACCUAGAAAUGCCACGCUGCUCCUGCUGCGGUUCAUGCAGCGGUAAAUGCUGUGGUUCAUGCAGCGGUAAAUGCUGUGGUUCAUGCAGCGGUAAAUGCGGUAAAUGCUGUGGUUCAUGCAGCGGUUCAUGCUGUGGCUCAUGCAGCGGUUCAUGCUGUGGUUCAUGUAACUGUAAUUCGUGUUUCAGUUGCCCUUCACUACCAAAGUGGCGAUGUUGCUGCUCAUGUCCUCGAUCCCGUUGCUGCAAAACUAGUUCAUGCAGCAGAAAUUGCUGCAUUUUAUCAUCGUGUUCGUGUUCAUGUCCCGAUUGCUCUUGUUUGAAUUGUUUCAAAUGGAAAUGCUCUUGUCCUAAAUGUCCGAAGGUACGGCCUUGUUGCUGUUGUAAAAUAACCUGCUGUAACCCUUGCAGUACAUGUUUGUAGUAUUCAUGAAUCAUGACGUCUCUUAUGGAAGCUCUGUAUCAUGGCUUUUUCAUAUUUAACUAGUCUAGAUAUGCUGCAAAUAUUCAGGGAUUCAUAAAAUUGUGAGUUUAUGAAAUAAAUUUUAUAGUAUUGGCCUCUUCAUUGUUGGUUUUCUGAUGAGGAAGUGUGUUCGUUAUCAUCUGCAAUGACUACUCUCAAGUCUCCUAGCCAUUCUGAUAAAGAGCUUUACAAGCCAUAACUAGGCUCAGUUUAAGUUCCUAGGUCAAUGAAUCCCUGUAAUCAUUUCUGGGCUUUGGGAUAUAAUUUCUAUGUUAAUUCAUUGCUAGUAUAGUUUCUUGCUCAUUGGUUUUGGGAAACUGUAGUAGCAAAUGGAACUAUAUUAUAUGUAAGCAACCUCCACUAUGCAAUUAACACAGUUGUGUCAUUCUAUUACAUUAGUUUUCUAGCCAAGGCAUUUGCAGUUCUUUCAUGACAAGCUCUACCUAACCUUUGAACUGCCUUCCUUUUAGGCAAUGCCAUAAGAACACAAACUCUCCCAACUUUUUUGGUACUCUCCAAGUUUCUGUUCUCUUUGUUGGCCAAA